Molecule: messenger RNA, 1839 nt
Organism: Hippocampus comes (tiger tail seahorse)
Lineage: Eukaryota; Metazoa; Chordata; Actinopteri; Syngnathiformes; Syngnathidae
Gene: kcnip1b
Product: Kv channel interacting protein 1 b
Exons: 8
Coding region: 283-930 (215 amino acids)
Biological process (GO): regulation of potassium ion transmembrane transport
Cellular component (GO): voltage-gated potassium channel complex
Molecular function (GO): calcium ion binding; potassium channel regulator activity; transmembrane transporter binding
Source: RefSeq, a predicted model, not a curated record
AGGAGGCAGGGAACUGGAAAGAGGGGAGGAUAGAGCGGAGGGAGCCACAGAAAAGAGGGAGUGGUGCUGGAAGGCAGGAGCAGCUCAUGUGCGUCUUUGAGAAUGAGCUCAGAAAUCCAAGGGAAUCAUCACGCCAGGGAGAAUCGACUCUCAGAGAAAACCUGCGAGAGGAAAUCCCCUCUAAGAUCCAUUGCUGUGAAAGGAGGCAACGAGUGAGUCCCAGAAAUAAAAGGACUACAAAUCUGGGCUGUGGUUGGCCAGGCUGGUUACCACUGUGGCAACAUGGGUGCAGUGGUGGGAACUUUGACCAUGCAAACCAAGCAGAGAAGACCGCCAAGAGAUAAAACCGAUGAUGAGCUGGAGAUGACGACGGUGUGUCACAGGCCAGAGGCUCUCGAACAACUGGAAUCCCAAACUAACUUCUGCAAGCAGGAGCUCCAGAUCCUCUAUCGUGGUUUCAAGAAUGAAUGUCCAAGCGGAAUCGUAAACGAGGAGACAUUUAAACACAUAUACGCCCAGUUUUUUCCCCACGGAGACGCAAGCAUGUACGCGCAUUAUCUUUUUAAUGCUUUUGACACGACUAACAACGGCUCCAUAAAGUUUAAGGACUUUGUGAUGGGCUUGUCUAUCCUGCUGAGGGGAACCUUGAGGGAAAAACUUGAAUGGACGUUUCACCUUUAUGACAUUAACAGAGAUGGCUACAUAAAUAGGGAGGAAAUGACAGAGAUUGUGAAGGCCAUUUACGACAUGAUGGGAAAGUACACUCACCCUGCGAUGAAGGGAGAUGUGCCACAGCAGCAUGUGGAUGCUUUUUUUCAAAAAAUGGACAAAAAUAAAGAUGGAGUGGUGACUUUAGAGGAAUUUGUAAUAGCCUGCCAGGAGGAUGAAAUCAUGAUGAAAUCAAUGCAGCUUUUUGAGAAUGUGAUGUAGGGCAGGACGGGAUGAUUUUGCCAUACUCAAAAUCAGAGGGCUAUUCGUCAGUUAAUAUGUGUUGAUGCAUUAGAGCAGUGGCUCCAGUCUGUUCUCUGGCCAUCGUAUCAAGCUGUGAACUGAGUGCAGACAUGUUCCCCGCAAAGACUUGGAUGUUAGUAAUGGACUGGAAUUCUUGUUGCAGCGUUUUGGGUGUCCCGAAGUAACCCCUGAGAAAGGCAUGGAAGUACAACGGUCUUGCGUUUUUCAGUUGGGCCAGUCAAAGAAAAUGACAUGAGUAAUUGCUUAGGCUUAUUUAUUACUGUUGGCUAAAGAUGCUCUCAAAAUGUAUGUAUGAUUCUCCAAAAGAUCUGGGUUUAUCUGCAAAUAUUUGUCCGAUUGUUUGUUAAAUGUUUCAUUCUUUGCUUAUCUCUGGCUGUAAUGUGCUUGGCGAAUCUGUUGUACGCUUUGUGUGUGUCAAUGUAAAGCUUGCAGUGUAAAGCGAAACUGUCUUGGGAAGAGUAUUUGGGCCUAAGGGUCGCGUUCGUUGUUCUUUUUUUUUUUACAUGCUGGUCUCAAUGUCUAUAUGAGAAUUACAUUCUUGAAAUACUAUAUUUUUUCCAUCGCUGAUUUUAGUGUGUUUCAAAAAUGUAAACAAUGCAAACAUCGAAUAUGGUGAUUUCUCCACUUGCCCGCAAUUUUAGUCUGUUGUGGUGUUAAAAAUGCAACUGUCAUUGGAAAUGCACAGGCCAUAGUGGGUGGAGCACUGAAAUAUUAAUCAUGGUUGUUUUUACAGGCAAUGCAGCUUUUUGCUCCUUCAUGUACAGUAUCAGUGGGAUAUCCUAGCCUCAGGUCUUACUUUGCAAUUGAUUUGUCUGAUUGUCACAAAUAAAUUUCUAAGCCAUACAAAUAAAAAUGCAAAUUCUUAAA